Messenger RNA from Octopus bimaculoides (California two-spot octopus), 1059 nucleotides. RefSeq lists its product as uncharacterized. NCBI's taxonomy places the organism in Eukaryota, Metazoa, Mollusca, Cephalopoda, Octopoda, Octopodidae. The record is from RefSeq and is a predicted model, not a curated record.
CUACCUUCAUUGUCAUGCCCUCAGAGUGUACAAGAGAAGAAAUGGCUGUUCAAGUUGUAAAGAUGAAAGAUAUAUAUGAAGAGACAAUUGUUUCUCAUUUUAAAAAAGAUGGAAGAUCACAUUAUUCCCAGUGUGACAGUGUACUCACAAUAAUAGGGAUUGAUAGUUACCAGUUUGAUCUUAGAAUUGAAUCACUUGACCUGCAACAACCUGAAGAUGGUAUCUGCAUUGAUUCCUUGAAAAUUUUCAAUGGUCCACGAGUUGACAAUGCUAACAUCCUUACUCCAAUGGAAGGACUUUGUGGCAGUUCAUUGCCUUUAAAAACAUCAUUUAAAACCAGUCGUAACUAUUUGACUGUUCGUUUCAAAAUUGAAAGUUCAAGUAAUGAGAAACGUGAAGGAUUUUCUAUCAAAAUUUGGCAGCAUGAAUGGAAAAGUCCUGUCAACUCUCAACGUGGAGGAUUUAAUCCUGGUGGAUGGAAUGAUGGUGUUGCAUCUUUAUUUCAAUGGACAUGGGAUCUCCAAGUCAGUGUUCCAGGAAGUUCUUUAUCAAGACCAGGUCAAGACCUUGAGAAAAGUUAUGAAGGCAUUCAGUGUGUUGAGUGUGCUAGCUGUUCUCUUGAAGAUUUUGAUUGGGACCGAGAUGUCUACACUAUUGCUGCCAGUUGCUACAUUUGUGCCAAACAAUGGGAUAUAUCUUAUAAUACAGCCCAGAGGACAUGCUAUUCUCAAAGAUCUUAUCUCAGUCUAAUCCGCAGAAUUAAAGACCCAUCAAUUAAUCUGGAUGACCCUGUGACACCAGGAAAACUUCUAGGAUGCCAUCUUUACAGCAACCCAUAUGGAGUUAAAAUCAAUUAUUGCUUUUGUGAGGAAAAUCGUUGUAAUAGUUCCAGAAGAAAUUUACCAUUUAAUUUAUUAUUGUUGACAUUUAUUUUACUUGUACUGCAUCUGUGAAAACAUUUCAAUAUCAAACCCAUUUGAAAAAUAGACAUUGUGUAUUGUAUGCAAUGUAUAUAUUUUUCUAGAAAUUCAUUCUAUAUUAAAUAUAGUCUACAUUCUU